This is a messenger RNA of Rhincodon typus (whale shark), 477 nucleotides long. Its product is annotated as electrogenic sodium bicarbonate cotransporter 4-like. The annotation marks the transcript as partial. Gene Ontology annotation, biological process: regulation of intracellular pH; transmembrane transport; bicarbonate transport. Lineage: Eukaryota; Metazoa; Chordata; Chondrichthyes; Orectolobiformes; Rhincodontidae. The record is from RefSeq and is a predicted model, not a curated record. Gene Ontology annotation, molecular function: sodium:bicarbonate symporter activity; solute:inorganic anion antiporter activity. The transcript has 3 exons. Gene Ontology annotation, cellular component: plasma membrane.
AGAGCCUUAAACUGUUUAAGUAGCAACAUGUACUUUGAUGCUAUAUUAAUGACUUAUUUUGCUUAUUCUCAGUACAUUCCAAUGGCAGUGCUAUAUGGAGUAUUCCUUUAUAUGGGUGUCUCCUCUUUAAAUGGCAUUCAGUUUUGGGAUCGAUGCAAAUUAUUUCUGAUGCCCUCCAAACACCAGCCAGAUUAUACCUAUCUUCGCCAUGUGCCCCUCCGCCGGGUCCACUUAUUCACCAUGGUGCAAGUCAUCUGUUUGGCUGUUCUCUGGGUCUUGAAGUCCACUGUGGCAGCAAUCAUAUUUCCUGUCAUGAUCCUUGCACUCAUCCUAGUGAGAAAGUUGCUGGACCUGGUUUUCUCCCAACAUGACCUUGCUUGGUUAGAUGACAUUUUACCUGAAAAAGACAAAAAGAAUGAAGACAAGAAGGAAAAAAAGUUGAAAACCAAAGACCAAGAUAGGGACAGUGUCGAUGAG